AUGGCCGCGCCGCCGCGUUGGGCCGCGCUCUGCACGCUGCCGCCGGGCCCGGGGCCCCCGCGCUUCGUGUGCUUCUGCGAGGAGGAGCGGGGCGAGGAGGAGCGGGGCGAGGAGGAGCGGGGCGCCGGGGGCCGGCGCGGCUUCCGCCUGCACGUGACGGAUGGCGCGCGGCUCUGGAGCACCUGCUUCCCGCCCGCCCGCCUGGCGGCCCUGAACGCCCGAUGCGGCCUGAGCGCGGCAGAGGACCUCGCCCCCCAGUUCAGGGCAGCCUUCCAGCGGCAAGCGGUGGCCUUCACUCCGCAGGGGGACGGGGCGUCCCUGACCCUCUCUGGGGGGCCCUGGCCGCUGGACUUUGACCUCUCUGAAGUGCCGGGCCCCGAGGCUGCCCCCAGGCUGCAGGCACUGACGCUGAGCCUGGCCGAGCGUGUGUGCAGCCUGGAGCGGCAGCUGGCAGCCGCAGAGGAGACGGCCGCCAGCCCCAGGAAGAGCCCUCGGCCAGGGGGGCCUCUGCCCUUCUCACCAGACCCAGAUUCUCAGAGAGGCGGCCCUGGGCCUGGGGUCAGGAGGCGGAGCCCCGGAGAGUCCCUCAUCAACCCCGGCUUCAAAAGUAAGAAACCGGCCAGUGGCGUCGACUUUGAUGACCUCUGACCCUGCUGCGGAGAGUGGGGUCCCGCUGCCCGGAGUUUGCCUGUGAGAAGAGGGGCAGUCUCGAGGUCCAGCCUCCGAGCCCCUCCCCCGUUCAGUAAACGGCC
Pipistrellus kuhlii (Kuhl's pipistrelle) is the source of this 752-nucleotide messenger RNA. RefSeq names its product PAXX non-homologous end joining factor (gene PAXX). Gene Ontology annotation, cellular component: site of double-strand break; nonhomologous end joining complex; nucleus. The record is from RefSeq and is a predicted model, not a curated record. The transcript has 7 exons. Gene Ontology annotation, molecular function: molecular adaptor activity. Bases 1 to 648 code for a protein of 215 amino acids. NCBI's taxonomy places the organism in Eukaryota, Metazoa, Chordata, Mammalia, Chiroptera, Vespertilionidae. Gene Ontology annotation, biological process: double-strand break repair via nonhomologous end joining.